AAAGCCCUCCUUUUCUUCAAACGGUCGCGGUUACUACACACCAACAACAGUGGUUGACAAGGAAAUUGAUUUAGCUAACUUAACUAACAAAUAGCCAGUACUCUUAACACGCCUAACGGCACGAAAGUGUCGUGUCGACCUAGUAAAUCCUCUGUUUUAGUCCCUGUCGUUCUUCAUCUUACUGACAUUGGCUAGCUAGCUGGAUCCUCCUUUAGCUAAAUAAGGAAUGAUGCCGAGCUCUGCUCAGAUCCGCCAGCGAGGAGCCCAGGACUUCGGCGGUUUCUAUGACUACGCGUGUGCCGCGCAGGGCUCAGCCCCCGUGCCCGCCGUGAAGGCAAGCCUGCUCCGAGGAGCGCUGGACUUUACCGGAGACGCCGUUAGCCUGCCGGACUGGACGCCCAUUCUGUCAGCCUUGACCAUCAACAAACAUCUACAGAACGUUUCCAUCAGAAGCUUCUACCUCAGCGGUCUGGGGUCACAGGCCUGUGGUAAGGCCUGCAGCAGAAAGAAGACUCCUGCUAUCCAGUCGAAGAGUGUGACGUUGCAGCUUUGCAGAGCGCUGCAGAAGUGCAUGUGUGUCUCACCAUGCCUUAAGACCCUCCAGAUCCACGGGCUGCCGCUGCGCGAGCGAGACCUCGGCUUGCUCACCAAGGGGUUGGCCAAGAGCGUCUCUUUGGAGCAUCUGUCUCUUGCUCACUGUCCAAUUGCAGAUCAUGGACUAGAAGCUGUCUGUCAGGGUGUGAAGUAUUCCACCACAAUAAGGACAGUGGAUUUCACUUCCUGUAAUAUAACCUGGAAAGGUGCUGAACACAUGGCAAACAUUAUAAAGCACCAGGCAAUGAGGCGGCACAGCGUGGCAUGGGCGGAGUCUUUGCGGUAUAGGAAGGCGGAGUUUGAGGCGAUGGGAGGGCUGCGCAGGAUCACGUUCAACGACAACAUUCUGAUUGGAGACAGAGGGGUGACAGCACUUGCUCAGGAGCUCACAGAGGACCUUUGGGUCAAAGCGGUGGACCUUCAGAGAUGCGGUAUCUCUAAUGAAGGUGCUCAAAUCCUGGAGAAGAUGCUCCGAUCUAACUCCAUUCUAUGUGUGCUGGACAUCAGGAGGAACCCACUAGUUGAUAAUGAGUUGGUCAAGGCUGUGAUUAAGAAAGUGCUUAUGAACACCAAAGGACAAGACUCGCAGUACCUUUGGAUAAAGCCUCCAGCUAAAGAUGCACACGACCACUCUGGCCAGGUGACGAGGAGGGGAGCAGGAAGAGGUCACUGCAGAAUGGAAGGUUCACGUCGGGCGUCUUCAGCGGUAUGUGGGUGGAGACCGCUUCGGCCUGGCUCCUCCGCACAUAUCCCAUGGCGCACUGCAGCACGAGCGCAACUUCAGAGGGGUCUUCCGCAGGGUGCCUCAACAGGAAAUCAAAGUUUUCAGAAUGCCUCCUCUGUCCGAAUCACUAUGGAGACAGAGAGCGAAUCGGAGUCCGAGGAUGCAGAGAGCUCAUUGCUUAGUGUGUGUGCACGGAGACGUGAGGAAACCGUUAACAGCAGCAAGUUCAGACGUAUACAGGCAGACUACAAGCGCUUACAGGUGGAGCUGGAGGAAUGCAGACGCAGGCUAGCAGAGGAGAGAAAUGCAAGACUGGAAACCAAUUCCCGUCUGGUGGAGCUGGAGUUGGAGAACAGUCGUCUGCGUAGUCUGAACCAGUCUCUCUCUAACGUCCACGUGAGCCACUCUGUCCUGGAGGACGAAGGUGUGCUGGACAGCAUUGAGGCUUCUUUCCACAAAUUCCACGCAUUCCUAGACCUUCUCAAAGAUGCUGGGCUGGGCCAGUUGGCGUCCAUGGCUGGUAUCAAGCAGGCAGACUUUGGGCUCCUGGGUCGUCCUCAGCUCUCCUCUACAGGACGAACGGGACAGGGGGACAAGGGCCUCGUGUUGAGAGCGGAGGGCACUGCUCUGACGGACAUCCCCCAAAGAGCCUCCAGGCUUCAGUACAGUAGACCCUCCUCUGGGGCCUCUGAUGCCUCCAAGAACUCCCAUUAUUCCCAGGGUCCACAGGAGGCGACCCUCUUCCAAGCUGUCCGCCCUAGCACCUCCCCUCCUCCUGAGCAGCGGAUCGCCUCUCCGACCCAAAGCUGCGGUGAGGUGUCUGAGAAGGGCAGGGGCAUCCAGGGCCCGAAGUCCGGGAGUUCAGCCGGUAGCAGCGAUGCCUCGGGUUCUUACAGAGAGGACUUCUCAGAGGACAAGGUCUCGCUGAGCUCUAGAUCUUCCAGCAUCUCCCAGGUUGGGUCUGGGAGGCACGCUGCCUUGGAGGUCCAGACAGAUGCGGUUGGCUGGGCUGGGCUCUAGGGCCAGCUCAAAUGCUGCUGUUUGGGAGGACCGGUUUCAAUGCUCGGUGCCCAACAAACUUUGCCGUGAUUCAUUGUGAGAAUUCAGACAAAUCAAAAACACUGACCUGUAAUAAAGAAUUAUCAUUACAGGUCAGUGGUCAGAACAUUUCUGAUUGCUUUACUGUCAUGCUGUUUUCCCCAUGUUUUACAAGCAAGAUUUGGGAUAGUGAAUGAUUUAAAAGAAUAAAUACCUGGAGAUAGCAUGACUA
This is a messenger RNA of Electrophorus electricus (electric eel), 2588 nucleotides long. It is a transcript of the gene cep78, whose product is annotated as centrosomal protein 78. Gene Ontology annotation, cellular component: centrosome; ciliary basal body. Lineage: Eukaryota; Metazoa; Chordata; Actinopteri; Gymnotiformes; Gymnotidae. Gene Ontology annotation, molecular function: protein binding. Gene Ontology annotation, biological process: cilium organization. The record is from RefSeq and is a predicted model, not a curated record.